This is a messenger RNA of Electrophorus electricus (electric eel), 4298 nucleotides long. RefSeq names its product polyhomeotic homolog 2a (Drosophila) (gene phc2a). Gene Ontology annotation, molecular function: chromatin binding; histone binding; zinc ion binding. The record is from RefSeq and is a predicted model, not a curated record. Gene Ontology annotation, cellular component: nucleus; PRC1 complex. Gene Ontology annotation, biological process: negative regulation of DNA-templated transcription. NCBI's taxonomy places the organism in Eukaryota, Metazoa, Chordata, Actinopteri, Gymnotiformes, Gymnotidae.
AGUUGCAUUGUCCAGCGGCUGAUGCUGUCCAGUGGCUGUUACAUCAGGUCGUAGUGCUUUGAUUUCGAAGAGCGUCAUUAGUACAUGGGUGUGAACGUUUCAAGAAGGCAGCUCUGUUGUUAGAGGACUACUGAUACUGAUUCGAAGACGCUUUUCUACUAGUUUGAUGCUAAUAUUGAAUUUUGAGAAGGUUUUGGUGGAAAAGCUUGUUUGGACUAUUUGUCAUAUUCAGCUGACAGUGUGUAUAACGUCGAGCGGCUUAUCAAGACAGAGGAAUAUACAGCUACAGAACUUUGGUGAUCCAGCAGGCCCUGCACAGGCAGCCCAGUACUGCAGCUCAGUACCUGCAGCAGAUGUACGCAGCACAGCAGCAGCACCUCAUGCUGCAGACAGCAGCCCUCCAGCAGCAACACUUGAGCUUGGCUGCAGUGCAACAGCAGGCCGUGUCCUCCAAACCACUAUCAAGCUGGCCGGCUCUCCGGCUGCUACGGCCCAGCUGAUCAGCAGAGCUCAGGGGGCGGGUUCCUCUCCGGCCAGCAUUACGCAGCAGACUGUGCUCCUGGGCAACUCCUCCACCCCCACCCUCACCGCCAGCCAAGCACAGAUGUACCUGCGGGCACAGAUGGCACAGCAAAAUAACCUUGUGCAAGUAGCUAGGAGCCUAGGACGUGCUGUUCCUUUGUCCCCACAGCUCAUACUCACUCCAACUGCCGCAGUUGCCACCAUCCAGCCAGACACGUCCUCACAGUCAGUCAGUCAGCAGACAGCCAACGCACAGAUGCAGAACCUGAUCCUGCAUGGCCAGCAGGGGGCAGUGGUCUCCUCCCCCAGUCAGGCUCAGCUACAGGGGCUCAGCAUGAAACAGUGUGCUGGAGGGGCAGCUGAACUGGCCCUGCAUGGACAGACGGGGCUCCAGCUAAAGAGCCCUGAGCCUGACUCCGGUUCCCAGGUACCACCGGCCCCUUUGGGCCCCCCAGGAACAGCAGUAAAGGCCAGCCCAGCAGAUGCUUCCUCAGAGCCAUCGAAGAUGAACGACAUCUCCAGUGGGCUGUGUCCACAUGUCAGCCACAAUGUGACAACGAGUACCCAUCCUCUCAUCAACACUGCAUACGCACAAAUCCAGACCCAUCAACUGCUCCAGCACAAGCAGCAGUUCUUGAUCCAGCAGCAGUCGCAGCUGUCUCAGAAAAGCCCAGGCCAGUUCUUCCAGCCAGGCGCUGUCCAGCCCAGCAUCCAGGACCAAGCCCAGACUGUGCAGGCUGUGGCCCUCCAGCCUGCCCUUGCAAGCCAGCAUUGUGCCAUCCCUGCACUUCCAAAACCACCUGCUCCCUGCCAACAGGCCGCCAUCUUCCAUUCCUCUGUGAAUCCUCAGGUGCUUACCCACAUCGGGCAGAGCUCCUUGCUGAGUCCCACCAAAGACAAACAGCUGCAGAUAUCAGCCACUGGGCUCCCACUUCAGCCCUCACCAGCCCAGAUUGCCGUGGUGAUGCAGGACGAUGCUGAUAAGGAUAACUUUGCUCCUCCUGCAGCCAGAAAUCCCCCAAGUGAACAGCAGCUGCUGUCCCUACCCACGCAAGAGCCAGCCAACAUAGAACAAUGCCUGUCUGAUCAUAACCAUCUGACAAGGAGCUCGGAAGGCACGGGUGCUGCGGAGUGUGUGAAUGCUAAACCAGGUGUGUGCAUACCUCCAGCCAUGACCUCGGGCAAUGGGAACAAUGCACCCACUGUGACCGGCAGUACUCCUCAAAAUGGCGAGAGCAAAACACCCCAAGCAAUUGUUAAGCCCCAGAUCCUCACUCAUGUCAUUGAGGGAUUCGUUAUCCAGGAGGGAGCAGAGCCUUUCCCUGUGGAGCGACCGUCAUUGUUGAUUGAAAACCUUAAGAAGCAGAAGCAACAGCAACAGUCCUAUUCCGAGCUAGAGAAAAAGGCUCAGGACUCUCACACAGUGGACUCUGAAAUGGAGGAUAUCUCACAUCAAGACAUGAAGAACCAGCAGGAGGAGCCAACACUCUCAUGUGAACUGUGUGGGAAAGUAGACUUUGCUUACAACUUCAAAAGAUCAAAGCGGUUUUGUUCUACAGUAUGUGCAAAGAGGUAUAAUGUGGGAUGCACAAAACGAAUAGGCCUUUUUCCAAGACGACCAACUCCUGAGAACCCCAAGAAACAGAAAGCCUCCAGUAACAGUCACCAGAACACUAGUUCAGAGGCCAAAAAACGAAAUCCCAGCAGUCAAACAGUCCCAGCAGGGUCAUUCUCCUCCCCUCGCCUCUGCAACCUGAGUCAUGGAGAGUCCACCCAGUGCUCGGACAUGUCCAGCUAUGAGGAGCCUCCCUCACCCCUAUCCGUAGCCAGCUCUGGGGCCCAGAGGCCACGCAGGGACAGGGGACCCGAACAUGGUGAGAACCAGGGCAGAGAGAUGCCCUUCCUGCCCAGCGACCCAGCCAAAUGGAAGGUGGCGGACGUUUACGAGUUCAUCUGCUCCCUGCCAGGCUGCCAGGAGAUUGCUGAGGAGUUCCGUGCUCAGGAGAUCGAUGGUCAGGCCUUGCUGCUGCUGAAAGAAGACCAUCUUAUGAGCGCCAUGAAUAUCAAGCUAGGGCCUGCACUGAAAAUCUUUGCCCGCAUCAGUAUGCUCAAAGACUCAUAGCCUCUCCCACUGGAGACUGUAGCGCCACAGCUGGAAAGGACUGGAAAUACCCAAAACUCCUGCACUGAUUUCUCUUCACAUCCUGUUAUGGCAAUGAAUCCAGGGAACCUGUGCUGCUCCUCAAAGCCCCAAGGGACUGUAUUCUGCUCACAGUUAUUCCUAAGGAGUGAGGAAAGAAUGGUCUUCAGUCUGGUAGCCUUGUCAUGGUCUCAUAGGGGAACAAUCAGCUUGAAGAAUUGCUUGGAUGAAUUACAAGCACAAUUAGCUAGACAUCAACCUUUUAUAAAUUAUGUUCACAAAUGGUUAUGAUUCUUCUGACCAGGAAAGGCUAAUAAGAAUGUGCCAUAGCACCAGGUUUACAAUUCAUUUUUACAUAUAUGUGGGUUUUGUUUCAAGGUAUGUCAAAAACUUGUCGUUCAGGUGCUUGUCGCAGUGAAUUUGUGAUUUUAGUUUCUUUUACAUAUAAUGAUAAUUCUGUUCAGUUAUGAAAUGGGACUAUAAGCCUUGCAUAAAUAUGCCCAAGCAAUCUUCAGAAGCCAACGGUUUACACAAGAUAUAAUUUAAAAGUUCCACAAAUUGUCUGUUUAAAUGCAAUGUGUCCUCUUCACACCAGUCUGAUUUAACUACAUGAGGGAUAAUGUGUGUCUGAAAAUUUAUUAGCAUUUUAUCAGUAUGUGCCUAAUGCUCCUCUAUUCCAAAGAUGACUCGAUUUCCAUAAUUCUCAUUUUGGAUAAGCCAUUCAUUACCAUUAAAUGUUUUAGCAUUCAGGUGGUCAUUUAUCUUUGCAAAGUUAUUGGUGUGAAAUCUACUGUAGCAUAUACUCAAGAUCCAAAGUUAAAUGAGUCUGCAUAUCAGGUGUUGAACCCAUCCAUAGUAUUUUCCUGCUUUCCUAAUAUGCCAAUAUUGUCUCGUAACCAUCCCACCAAGUCCUAAAAAUACUCAAACCUAAAUGCUAAGUGACUACAGUAAAGCUUGUGUCACUGUUUUAAUUUACAUUCUGCAUCAGUUGAUCAAAUGUUUAUUUAUUGAGAGUAAAUCUGUUUUGUAUUUGGAAAAAAUAAAACUUUGUCAUUAAGCACGUUUGUCCGGUUUGAAGGCUGUGGCUGCGCUAUUUUCUGGGUUAUGGCCUUCCCACUAGUUUCUGUACUCAGUCAUUCCAUUAAGGGAGCUGUGUUGCUAGUGAAAUGUAAUUAAUUUCCUUCAUCUAUGGAAUUCGUGAUACGCUCAGAAUAUAUAAAAUGAAAACUCCUUUAUAUUAGAAUUACAUUUGAAAAUAUAGCUGCAGAUGGCUAUUAAGAGGUCCAAUCACUUUAUCAAAUCUACACAGUUUGGCUACUGAUGACAUCCCAUAUUAAGUUCACUAGCCUCUGUGGUUGGUUUUGAGGUUUUGUUCUUGGGAAUGUUGUAUUUUAAAACUAGUCUUUCCAUUUUCUCUGCUGAAUUGCUUUAUAUAAACUCAUAAUUUUCUGAUUUGACAUGACUGAGAAAUAUAGUUCCCCUGGAAGGUCAGUUCACCACAAAUGUGCUUGCAUUCACAGUAUGUUUAUAUACACCAUUGAUGUUUGGUGAUAAUCUGACACUCUAUGGCUAAGUUUUAGCCAACUAAUUAACAAAAAGCCUGCACCAGGGGAUUGACAUAAAUAAACAUAUUUUU